AUGGCGUCGCGGCCCUCGUGGGACUAUAUCCUAAAAUUCAUCAUUAUUGGCGAUGCGUCCGUAGGCAAAUCUUCCUUGUUGGUGCGCCUUACGGAGGAUCGUUUUUUGGUUGACUCUGAUGCAACGAUCGGUAUUGAAUUUGGCUCUCAUAUAAUCACGCUUGACUCGGGUGAGCGUCUCAAGCUCCAAGUCUGGGACACAGCCGGCAGCGAGCAGUUCCGCAGUAUUACGCGCUCGUACUAUAAAGGAGCGGCAGGGUGCUUGCUUGUCUAUGACGUGACGGAGCGCGAUACAUUUGAGCAUCUGCCUACGUGGCUGCACGACGUGCGUGAGCAGGCCGAAGAGAAUGCGACAAUUGCACUCGUCGGCAACAUGGCCGAUCGCCCCGAUACACAGCGCGUCGUGACGCACGAUGAAGCGGCAGCCUUUGCGCAAGAGAACAAUCUCCUCUUUUUCGAAACGAGUGCCAAGACCGGCGAGAACGUCGCCCAAGUCUUCCAUGCUGUGGCAAGCGCGAUUCUUGCGCGAUACAAGGCUGACCCCCCCGAGCGGCGUCGCGAGGCGACCGUCAACCCGACGCAGUCACAAGAGUCGACGGCGUGUUGCUCGGUGAUGUGA
This is a messenger RNA of Malassezia japonica, 618 nucleotides long. RefSeq lists its product as uncharacterized. Gene Ontology annotation, biological process: vesicle-mediated transport. Bases 1 to 618 code for a protein of 205 amino acids. The record is from RefSeq and is a predicted model, not a curated record. Gene Ontology annotation, molecular function: GTPase activity; GTP binding. NCBI's taxonomy places the organism in Eukaryota, Fungi, Basidiomycota, Malasseziomycetes, Malasseziales, Malasseziaceae. Gene Ontology annotation, cellular component: Golgi apparatus. The transcript is spliced from 3 exons.